Molecule: messenger RNA, 6161 nt
Organism: Oncorhynchus masou masou (cherry salmon)
Lineage: Eukaryota; Metazoa; Chordata; Actinopteri; Salmoniformes; Salmonidae
Product: muscleblind-like protein 2a
Exons: 10
Coding region: 1141-2382 (413 amino acids)
Biological process (GO): regulation of RNA splicing
Cellular component (GO): nucleus
Molecular function (GO): RNA binding; metal ion binding
Source: RefSeq, a predicted model, not a curated record
GUGUUAUUACACUUCCACUAUUUUGUUCAUCUGUACAUGAUUAUAUUAAUUUGUUUAUAACAGUGAACAAUAAUAAUUCCAAACCAAAGGAGGAAUUAUGUUAAGACUUGGGUCAAGAUGAUCUGAAAUAGCAGAGCAUGCAGGUUUGCAUUAGAGUAUCUGCAGCUAGCCUGGUUGUCUGUCUGUCUGAGCUUUGCAGCCAGUACACAGCAAAUCCGUGCCUGAUCUGCUAUUGGCCAGAGAGGGCUGGGAGGGUCUUCCUGGAGGCGGAGGAGCAGGCAGGAAGGGGGUGGCUGGAAAUGUUUCAGCUAGAGAGUUAAGCAGACAGUCUUUUCCUCCACUGUCGUGGAAAGAAAAUCCCUGUCUAGGCAUGGGCCUGAGCACACAGCACUGAGAAGGGAAUGAAAAAUAUACACAUGGUGAUUAUCUUUAGACAGAAAGUAAUUAGAAGAAGUCGGACUACCUACACAGACUCUGUGGUGGAUGUUAGAGAGACUGAGGAGCUCCAGCACUGCAUGAGAUCACCAACAGAAAGUGCCUUUCAGACAACAUCUCCAACUUGAACCUGCUCUGUGGUCCAUAUGUGCAUGGAAAGCCAACGCUCCCUUUAAGGCCAGGUCUGAGCUGUGACAGGGGAUACCUCAGCUGCAAAUCUUCAGUAGCCUCCAAUUCAUUUCUGAACAACUCCAGUGACUAAGAAAUCCAAGAGGAAAGCAUUAUUGUGGAGAGGAGAACUGUCAAAGCACAAAGAGCUGACAAAUUAGAAGUUGGCAAAGUCAAUACCAAGCACAUCUUCGUUAAUAUUCUAUCAACGCGCUCCAUUGCCUUGAAAUACUAUUGUUGAGAGUGUUCUUGUCAGUGGAGGAGGAGAGACACUUGGGGGUGUCACAGAGCAAGCCCCUCAACCUUUUCAGAGGUCUGCCAUAGGUGCAAUCUGAUUGAUGAGUGAUUGAUCAUUAAUCGAUUAGCCUUCCUCCCGGUUUAUGAUGCGAGGGCCUGUCUAGUUGCUACAUGAUUUGAGAACUUUUCAAACACAAAUAAAACAGAGCCAAAAGUUGUGAACUUUUUUACGUGAGGCCAUUUUUGAGUUAGAGUCAACCGAUAUAUUGAACUUGCAGCGUUCAAUUGGAACCUCUUAACAUGGCUCUGAAUAUAUCUUCGAUAAGAGACACAAAAUGGCUGACAUUGGAAGUUUGUCGGCAGUUUCAGAGAGGAACUUGCUCACGGAGUGAUGAGGAAUGCAAAUUUGCACACCCACCAAAGAGCUGCCAGGUUGAAAACGGAAGAGUUAUUGCCUGCUUUGACUCGCUAAAGGGUCGAUGUUCAAGAGAAAACUGUAAGUACCUUCAUCCACCUUCGCAUUUAAAAACCCAGCUAGAGAUUAACGGCCGCAACAACCUCAUCCAGCAGAAGACGGCAGCAGCCAUGCUGGCCCAGCAGAUGCACUUCAUGAUCCCAGGCACGAGCAUGCAGCCUGUAGUAAGUUACUCAUAUUCAGUACCUACGUUCAAUAUGAACCAGGGGCUUGGUACAAGCCCUGGUCUCAGCUACUCUCCAUAUCUUACACCCAUGACCUCUAUGAGCCAUGGGAUGAGCCUGAUGCCCACCGAGAUGCUCCCCAGUACCCCAGUGAUGGUCCCUGGAAGCCCCGGUGUCACAAUCCAGAGCUCCAACUCGUCCUCCUCUUCCCCCUCACAGAAGCUGCUGCGCACCGACAAACUGGAGGUGUGUCGCGAGUUCCAGCGGGGGAACUGUGCGCGAGGCGAGACUGACUGCCGCUUCGCCCACCCCAGCGACAGCCCCAUGAUCGACACCAGCGACAACACGGUCACCGUCUGCAUGGACUACAUCAAGUCGCGCUGCUCCAGGGAGAAGUGCAAGUACUUCCACCCCCCUGCACACUUACAGGCCAAAAUCAAAGCCUCUCAACACCAGGUCAACCAAUCGGCCGUGGCAGCCCAGGCAGCAGCUGCAGCCAUGACUCAGUCGACUGCCAAAGCAAUGAAGCGACCCCUCGAGGCAACUGUAGACCUGGCGUUCCCCCAUGGUUGCCUGCAGCCCCUACCAAAGAGACAAGCACUGGAGAAGAGCAACGGGGCCAGCUCCUUCUUCAACCCCAGUAUGUUGCACUACCAGCAGGCUCUGGCCAAUGCACAGCUCCAGCAGACGUCUGCGUUCUAUCCCCCAGGCAGAUAUAUCAGUGCUUCCAGAUUACAUCAUCCAGGGUCAGUGUUUUGCAUGUCUCCUGCUACCGGCAUUGAUCAUCCUCAAGUAACCUACAAGAAAGGAACAGAGUGUCAAGACGCUCCCCUUAGAGGCCCUAAACAGCCCUUCUGUAAAUACUACUUUUGCUCCACACGAGAACUACAGCAACCUGCAUGAUGAGAAGAAGAUUACUGAGGAAAUGUAGAACAUUGAGCUAUGUUAAAAUAUACAAAUUAUAUACCUGUAUUGCUAGGACUAAUAUCGUUACUGAUAUGUAAAUGACUGAUUUAUUAUAUGUAUACACACAUGAUUGGAGAUUGAAGAUUUAAUCGUAAAGGUAUUCAACGAUGACUUUUAUUUCCUUUUUAAUGUUUUGUUAAAAGUGCACAACACUCAUCUAAUUCAAAUGUAAUUUUUUUAGCAGAAAAUGAUUGUGCAUCUAAGUGCUUGAUUGCUUGUAUUUAAAACAAACACCAUUGGAAAGCGCUCUUGUUUAUACACCGUAUACAAAUUGCAUUUGGCUUGUGAGUGUCCUUCUUGCUCUUGUAAAGGACGAAUGUGACAGAGGAUAGCAUGUUGUUGUUUACCUUGUGGUUAUUCUCUGAGUACAGGAUCACUGCUCCCCCUCCUGGUGUGCCUUGGCCUCUCUACGGAGGAAUAACCAAUUGAGUGAGCCUCAGCAAACCCAAUGAUAAUAGCAGAAAAUGAAUUAAUGUACCUUAUGGCAGUGAUAUAAUCAGCCACUAAUUCCAGAAAUGAGAACGGAAUCUAGCUACCACGGUUUCCAAGUGUCUGUCUGUGGUGCACUGUUUUCUCUAUGUCUCUUCGGUCAAGGUUUUAGUUGAGCCUCGUCUUGGCAUCCAUCAAAUAAACACCAUAUACCAGAUGUUGUGCCAAUGACCUAGCAGAGUGAUGGGUGGGCUGAAAAUAAGCCACCUUAGAGGAACUGAAAAGCUGAGUGAGUGUCUGCCAAGCUGUCACAGACAUGUGAGGGGUUAGGUGGUCAAAGUGCAGAGGCCACAGACAUUAAAGAGGGAGCAGAAUGAUAAGACUUCAAAAGGAAAGACGUGGUGAUCCUUUGUUAAAAAGGCUGACGUACACGUGCAAGGAAACUUUGCGGUGGCUCGAGGUCACUUAUUAAUCCUGUCUUAUUUGAACUGUAGAAGUGCCUAAAGUAAUGUACAUAACAAGCAUCUUGAAAAGGCUCUGUGUGAGAAAUAUUCAAAUUUGAGUAGAAAACCCUGCAGUUUCUCAACGUACUCCAUGGCCUCGAUAAAUACAAUGAACAACUGUUUGUGUGAGGUGAAUUCAGUGCAUUGGUAGUCUUUGUACACUGGGUUAGUUUUAGUGCUUUAACCUUUCAUUUACUUUCAAGUUUCAAUAUCUGGCAGAUCGGAACAUGGCUGCUUUGGCAUGAAGUUCAGUGAUUGUUCAUUGUGUAAAAUGGUUUAGCUUAAUUCUUAAUGAGUUGAAAGUAGUUUGCAACUAAAAAGUGAUUGGAGAUGAGUUUGGAGAACCGGAUAUGUGUUGUGGUUCUAUGUUGGUAACUCAUUUGUCUUUAUAUACAACUGUCUUUACAACCAUAUCCUCGUGUUAAAUGCGUUGUUAUCAUAGUCUGUCUAACGUCUUUCGAGUAGAAUGUAUCACAGUAAAUGUUUUAGUAGUAGGACGUAGUCACAUAACUAAUCACAUUGUGCAAUGAAACUCAUAUAACUCUACAUGUGUUUUUGUCAAAGCUUCAUUGUAUAUACAAACUGCACUUACAAACACAGACAGAUUGACCCACCAAUGCACCUGUGCAAAGUCUACACCAGUUAUUUACAGUAGGAUAUAAAAGGCCAAACUAAGCUAGGAACAUGGAACUAUUUACAAUGAUCAACAUGUAACAUUAUUUUACAUUUUGCUUAACCUUUUAUGUUUUAUUUGCUCUUGAAAAUAACCGUUAAAAACUUCACACAGGUGCAAACUAAAUCUUUCCCACAGUCUUUCAUUCUCCCUUUUCAUUUUCUGUGUGAGUGAAAUCAGUAUGUGUAAAAAAUCUCAUCAGUAUCGUGAUAUUGUCAUGGUGUUUGAUCAACUCAGACAAUCCACAGAAAACUAAAAUGACCCAUGUUCUUACCAUCUUUGUCCUAUUUCAUUACUUUUCAUUUUCUUUUCAGAAAAGUUAAUUUUUAUGUUCUGUUUGAUGGAAAUAUAUGGAAUUUACUUAUUUGUUUAACAUUAGUUAUAGAACAAUGUUGUAUUCUAUUUUAAAAUGAAUGUAAUUUAUUAAGCUGAGUUUUGCUCUGCUGGCGGUUAUUCAAAUGACCUGUCCUGUCACGUUAGCCUAUGAAAAGCCGUCUGUGACCAGGGAUGGAAUGUUGGAGCUACCAAUGGCAAGCUUCCACAUCUCAUCCUUGUCACUGCCUUGUCACCUAUACAGGACAACACACUGCAGUACGAGCAAGGCUGUAGAAUUGCUUUUAUUAUGUAUAAAAACAGUUUAUUGUAUAGGUCACAGUCUACCAAAAAAAAUAACAUUUAAGUAAAUUUACUUUUCAUUGUAGUACGGUAUAAUUUCAUAACUAUAUUAAUUUGUCUCUGUGGCAACCUAAAGUUGCAAUGACAGAAGCUCUGUAUUUUUGUAAAUGAUGUAAUUGUUACGUUUUCUAGAGCACUGUAACACACUAGAUUGUAUUGCCAGAAUCUGAACAUUUCCUAUUUUAUGGCAAAAUUAUAUACAACAAUAUUUUCAGUAUCAUAAUGCCUUUGUAUUACAGUAGUAUAUUCCUUUUGCAUUUGACAGCCUACCCAUGACACUUAAAUGUCCCUAAAUACAUGCUCUAAUCUAUUCUACCAAAAAUGAGCUCUCUAAAGUUCUCUUACAAAGCAUCCCUAGACUCAUAAAGGCAAGGGGAAACUCAAAAAGAUGUGUUUUGAUGGUUGUUCAGCUGUUUAGAAUUGCACUUUGUUCCCAGAAUAAAGUUAUUUUUACACUGCAGAAAAAGUAUGUUAAACAUGUAGUCAUGGGUAUGGCUAGUCUGGCAGUGAUACUCUUAAAUUAUUUCAAUUGUUCACCGAAGGCAUCUUUCACAACAACAAAAAAUGCUCUUUGAAAACGGAUGUUAAUUUUAAUGGUAAUUUCAACUCAAGUUCUGCUAAAUGUUUCCAAUGUUAUUAUAGCUAGAUACAGCUGUACCUGAAAGUUAGUUGAGAUUUUAGACCACCCAAUCAAAGUUUUAGACCACCCAAUCAGAGUUGAAAAGUCAGAAUGUGUUCACUUUUACUGACCCAAUGGUAACAUGAUUCCUACCCACUGGGCACAGACUUCAAUUGAACGUAUAUUCCAUGUUGGUUCAACGUAAUUUUGUUGAAAUUAUGUGGAAACAACGGGGAUUUAACCAGUGUGUGCCCUGUGGGUAAGCACUUUCUGAACAGUUGGUAAACUGAGCAGACAAACUUAUUAGUGAACAUUGCCUUACCUUUGAUGUAUUGUUCUUAAGUUGUUAUGUGUUAGGGUUCAUUAAAUAUAAGGAUUGUAUUUAGUCUAUUGCAAUUAGUGAAAUAUGCUGUUUUAAUUCUCACUACAGACAUUUUCAUUUUGAGGCCAAAAUGGUAGAUUGUAAAGAGUGCAGUCAAACACUUUACUGAGAAAAGCUUGAUGAUGAGAAAACUGGCGGGUGCCAUUCUAAAUGGCUGUGGUACAGUUACUGCAGAGUUGUGUUUAAACUGCUGUGCCAGUGCCACAUAUGGUUCCAUCGGUAAUGCCGUACUCUUUAACAGAGGGGAAAAGUACAAACCCUUACUCAUUUUGAAUCUGUUCAUGUGGCAAUUUUUUUAUGUUUUAUUUGUGCAUAAUUAUGUGCUCUUUUAUGAUAUAUAUAUAUAUAUAUAUAUAUAUAUAUACAGUAGUUUUGUUUUGUGUAAAAUCUAAUGUAAAAAAAACAACAAAUAAAAGUUUAAGUAAAUGCCAAGUU